This is a messenger RNA of Schistosoma mattheei, 1119 nucleotides long. Lineage: Eukaryota; Metazoa; Platyhelminthes; Trematoda; Strigeidida; Schistosomatidae. The record is from the annotation of a GenBank genome assembly.
AUGGGUUCAUCUAGAUUUUCAUAUGAUUUAUCUUCUGGAAAUAUUGCUCGCUAUACUGGGGAUCCAGUGAUUUGGAAUAAUGUGUAUGCUAUCAUAGAGCUAGAUGAACUUGGAUUGUCGCGAAAGCGGGAUAAUUAUUCUAUGUUUUUCAUGUUGACAGAUGAUAAAACUUACAAUGUGACUCGAAAUCUUACGGAUAAUAUUUUCCAUCACCUAACUGCUGCGAGUGAAACUAACCAAAAAGUCGAUAUAAAAAGACCAUUAAACAAAUUACGAAAGUUACCACUACCUCCAAUAUCAUCAAUGCAAACUCUUCUUCAAAACUCACCUCGUCCCCUUCCUCAUGUGGUGUUAAGUGAUUAUGAUCGUCCACCUUUUCUUAAUAAACAUUUUGAGAGUUUUCUUGAUACUAGAUGGCCUCCAUUGGAUAAUCCUACUGCAGAUACAACCCUUCUCGAUUUUGCCAACACUCUAGCAGAUGCUUUGCAUAGAAUAGUUUCUGCAAAUCAUGAACCUAUUUCAUCCAGCAUUGCUUAUCCAAAACCUAGUGACAUUAUGGAAUGUUUCUCAACUAAUCUGGGAUGUGACCUUUUCAAAAUGUAUCUCAGUCCUGUGGACUAUAAGUAUGUACAAAUGUUAAAAACACCUGUACCUGCACAAACCUACCUGCCAUUGGGCCUACAUGAGAUAAAAAUAUCACAUCUAGUCAGUAUUCUGUUAAUAGGACUAACUGGGGAACGGACUUCAACACCAGCAUGUCCACCUUUUGAUAAACGGGGUCCUUACACAUAUUGGAUGGGAUAUUUCAACGGCUCUGAACAAUGUUACUUCACACGCAUGGACAUAACCUCACAAUUUUUGAUGAUGGAAAACGAAAAACUCAAAGCCCCGGCCUGGAUGCGUAGUCGCGAACAUUCUGAAAGGUUCUUGCGCUGGUAUCGCGGUGCAUCCCCAACGGUUGAUGGAUUCAGUGUUGCGCUAGGGAUUUUCCUCAUGACCCUCACACUUCUCAUAGCUCUGUACAUCAAGGAGGUCAUUAAUAAGAAAAUAAUACAAAUACCUGCACAAAUGGAAAUUUUAUAUACAUCUGACAACGAAAAUCGUUUCGCACCUACAUAA